Dimorphilus gyrociliatus is the source of this 1032-nucleotide messenger RNA. The record is from the annotation of a GenBank genome assembly. Lineage: Eukaryota; Metazoa; Annelida; Polychaeta; Dinophilidae.
AUGCGCAUUAAAGUUCUUAUGCCGACAUUUUGGAAGCCUUUACCAUUAGUCUUCCGUGUUUCUUCAGUUGUUUACCACUUAACAUAGUCGAUAAGAGAACUUCUGCAACAAGUCAACAUCCACAUUUCUCAAAUGGUCAGAUCCAGGAGUAAAAGUCCCGAGGAAAAUCGGCUAAAAAAUAAAAAACACAAAAAAAGAAAAUCUCGUUCAAGAAGCAGAUCACGAGAAAAUCGUAGAAGGCGACAUAAAUCAUUUUCUAGGGAGCGAAUGAUUAGGAGAAUAAGACAGAAGAGGAAGAGAAAAUAUACUACCAGUUCAAGUGCUACAGAAAGUGAGACAGAGGUUGACAGAAAAAUUGAAAAAGUGAGAAAAAAGGAAGAAUAUAUGAAGCGUGUAGAUACAGAGAAGCAAAGACAAAAGGUACAAGCCAAGAUAGAAGAGCAAUUGAUUGAAGAGGAGGUUGCUCGAAGGGUAGAAUUAAUAGUGGCCAAGCGUGUCAAAGAAGAAUUAGAAAAAAGAAAAGAUGAAAUCGAAAUAGAAAUAUUACGACGCGUGGAAGAAGCAAAAAAAAUUAUGGAACGUGAGAUGAUGGAGGAAAUUCAAAGGCAACGCGAAAAGGAAUUACAAGAAAGUAGAAGACGCGAGGCGAAAUUAGUACGUGUUAAAUGUAUUGUAAAAGAAAUGGCCAUCGGAUCUCUUCGCGCUCUAGGACCGGACAAUUUGACGAAGGAAGGUGAAAGAAGAAUGAUUUUUUGUGGGCGGGUGGGUAUUUGGGAAAUUUGGGAGGAAAAACGGUUAGAAGCGGAAAAAUUGCAACGUAUUAUGGAAGAAAAUCAGCGGAAAAUUGAGAAACAACAAAGAGAAAUGAGAGAACAAAUGCUUGAGCAGCAGGAAAGAGAGCGAAAAGAAUUAGAAGAACGUCAGCGUCGAGAUGAAGAAAUGAGAGCUAGACAAAGAGCUGAACAGGAAUUAAUUCUUAAUAGAAAAAAUGCAAAGCGAGAUAAAAUAAAGUUUACAUUCAAUGCCUCCUAA